Messenger RNA from Penicillium maclennaniae, 924 nucleotides. RefSeq names its product ribonuclease P subunit p30 family protein. Gene Ontology annotation, molecular function: RNA binding. The transcript has 2 exons. Bases 1 to 924 code for a protein of 307 amino acids. Gene Ontology annotation, biological process: tRNA processing. Gene Ontology annotation, cellular component: nucleolar ribonuclease P complex. NCBI's taxonomy places the organism in Eukaryota, Fungi, Ascomycota, Eurotiomycetes, Eurotiales, Aspergillaceae. The record is from RefSeq and is a predicted model, not a curated record.
AUGUUUUACGACUUGAAUGUCCCAUACAGCCCCGAUGACUCGGAGGCCCCGCACACCCUGAAUUUUCUGGCGGAACUCGGUUAUACCACCGUCGCCUUGUCCCAGUCCGUCACUGGAAAGCUACCUCCGAGCCUUAACCCGCCAGCUCUUCCAUCAAAUCCGCCAAAACCUCUUCAAUUGCUGACUCGUUUGAACCUGACUUUGGCCGAUCCCGCGCAGAACCAGCGCCUGAACACCCUGACUCAGGCCUACGAUAUAAUUGCCUUCCGGCCAACGAACGAGAAGGCGCUCCUCAACGCCUGUACAAAUCUGGAAUGCGACGUGAUCUCGCUCGAUCUUUCCGUGCGACUCCCAUAUCAUUUCAAAUUUAAAAUGCUAUCGGCUGCAAUAUCACGUGGUAUUCGGCUUGAGAUUUGCUACGGUCCAGGAGUCACGGGGAGCGGAUUGGAUGCUCGCCGGAAUCUCAUUGGAAAUGCCAUGUCUCUGAUCCGAGCUACACGCGGCCGCGGCAUCAUUGUGUCAAGUGAGGCGCGGCAAGCUCUUGGCCUGCGAGCUCCCUGGGAUGUGAUAAACUUGACUUGCGUGUGGGGUCUGUCACAAGAACGCGGCAAGGAAGCUAUUUGUGAGGAGGCACGGAAGGUUGUGGCGCUUUCCAAAUUGAAGCGGACUAGCUGGCGCGGGAUUGUCGACAUCGUUCACGGGGGCGAGAGAUCCAAACCCGCAAAUUCCCCACAUAAUUCAAAAACUAAAGAACAAGCUCCGGAUACAGCACAGCUGGGGGCUGCUGGCGAGACUCUCAAGCGAAAGGCAUCUCUCGGUUCGGAGACCAUCAUCGAGGAGCCGGAGAAGGCCUUGUCGAAGAGAGAGAUGAAAAGACGCGCAAAAAAAGCCAAAUUUGAGUCACGGGGAGGAGACACAAGCUGA